Amphiprion ocellaris (clown anemonefish) is the source of this 5360-nucleotide messenger RNA. It is a transcript of the gene sulf1, whose product is annotated as sulfatase 1. NCBI's taxonomy places the organism in Eukaryota, Metazoa, Chordata, Actinopteri, Pomacentridae. Gene Ontology annotation, cellular component: cell surface; plasma membrane; Golgi apparatus. The transcript has 19 exons. The record is from RefSeq and is a predicted model, not a curated record. The coding region runs from base 554 to 4039 and encodes 1161 amino acids. Gene Ontology annotation, molecular function: glycosaminoglycan binding; calcium ion binding; N-acetylglucosamine-6-sulfatase activity.
GUGUGAGCGUGGGGAGGUUGUGGUUGUGCGACUGACUGUGUGUGUGUGUGUGUGUCUCCCUCUGCGCUGCGCUGUGUCCUUGUCCCUGCCUCCUGGCAGCGAGGAGCCACCCAGCAGCCGGUCUGUGAUUGGGCAGGGGAGCGGGGUUCUUGACACAGCGUGGUGCUGACUGCUCCGGGACGUGUUUCAACAGAUGGUCGAGGUUAGAGAGUGUCAUCACAUCGGAGAGAGGAUUAGAGGAGAGAGGUUGUCCUCCAGGAGCUGUGUGGUCCUCCCCUGCUCUUGAGACCACAAUCCCAGCACCCAGGCACAAACUCCUCUAUGAGUGAAGGGAGAUCCAGUGAAGAAACGUGAGGAUCAAACUAAGAGAGGAAUCUUAGCCUUGCCUCUCACUCAGCCAGCACUCUUGCUCUCCUGCCUUCCAGUCGACCACGGCUGCUGCAAGAGCUGUACGAGUGUGAGUGAGUGAGUGGCCUGGCUGGUCCUCUUCUCCCUCCCAUCUCUCCAUUAAUCCUCCCACCUACCCAUCCUGUGGCCUGUUGUAUCAGACACCAUGCUGAUUCAGUGGCUGUCCUGGUUGGCCCUACUGUCCCUGGACUGGGCUCCAGGCAGCUGGGCCUUCACCACCACCAGGGCUCAGGGCCUUAGGGGUCGCAUCCAGAGAGACCGCAGAAACAUCCGGCCCAACAUCAUCCUCAUCAUGACUGACGACCAGGAUGUUGAGUUGGGGUCACUACAGGUGAUGAAUAAAACGCGUAAAAUCAUGGAAGACGGUGGCACUACAUUCACCAACGCCUUUGUCACCACACCGAUGUGCUGUCCGUCACGAUCUUCCAUGCUGACGGGCAAAUACGUCCACAACCACAACACCUACACCAACAAUGAGAACUGUUCCUCCCCUUCUUGGCAAGCUCAGCAUGAGCCGCGCUCCUUUGCCGUCUACCUCAACAACACCGGCUACAGGACAGCCUUCUUCGGCAAGUACCUAAAUGAGUACAAUGGCAGCUACAUCCCACCUGGGUGGCGCGAAUGGGUUGGAUUGAUCAAAAAUUCCCGCUUCUAUAAUUACACUGUCUGUCGGAACGGUUACAAGGAGAAACAUGGUGCUGAUUAUGCCAAGGACUAUUUCACAGAUCUGAUCACCAACGACAGCAUCAACUUCUUCCGCAUGUCCAAGAAGGUGUACCCUCACCGUCCCGUGAUGAUGGUCAUCAGCCACGCUGCCCCUCACGGACCAGAAGACUCGGCACCGCAGUAUGCCGAGCACUUCCCCAAUGCUUCGCAGCACAUCACUCCCAGCUACAACUAUGCCCCAAAUAUGGACAAACAUUGGAUCAUGCAGUACACAGGCCCCAUGAGACCAAUUCACAUGGAGUUCACCAACUUCUUGCAUCGGAAACGGCUGCAGACGCUUAUGUCUGUGGAUGACUCAGUGCAGAAGGUUUUUGACAUGCUCGAGGAAACUGGAGAGCUGGACAACACUUACAUCAUCUACACAGCAGACCACGGCUACCACAUUGGUCAGUUUGGGUUGGUCAAGGGCAAGUCGAUGCCUUAUGAUUUUGAUAUCCGUGUACCGUUCUUCCUGAGAGGACCCAAUGUGGAGCCAGGGGCAGUAAACCCUCAUUUGGUGCUGAACAUUGACCUCGCUCCCACAAUUCUCCACAUUGCCGGACUGGACACCCCUCCAGACAUGGAUGGAAAGUCCAUUCUUAAACUGCUGGAGCAGGAACGGACUGGCAAUAGAUUCAAACCCAACCGGAAACCCAAAGUCUGGAGAGACACAUUCCUGGUGGAGAGAGGAAAGAUCCUGAGAAAGAAGGAUGACUCCACGAGCACUCAGCACACCAACAGCCUUCCCAAGUACAAGAAGGUCAGAGAAACUUGCCAACAGGCUGAAUUCCAGACACCAUGCGAACAGCCCGGACAGAAAUGGCACUGCGUUGAGGAGAUCACGGGGAAGUGGAGGAUACAGAAAUGUAAAGGUGGUUCAAAAGAAGGCUCGAGGAAGAGGGCCCGCAGCCUGAAGCCCCGCAGCAGUUACGACAACAGAGAGAGGGGCUGUGAUUGUGGGGACGCUCUCUACAAACCAUCCAGGGCUGACCGCCGCUCCCACCGACAGUUUUCUUCUUCAUCAGGCCAGCGUUAUCGCCCACGUUUUGUCCACACCCGGCCUGCCAGGUCUCUGUCCGUGGAAUUUGAAGGUCAGAUAUAUGAUAUUGACCUACAAGCAGAUGAUCAGUCAGCUGUCCGCCGCCGUGUCAUCUCAAAGCGUCACCACGACUCAGAGGACCCAGAUUUUGACUUGGCGUCUGAUGACGGCUCAGAGGAAAUGCUGGCAGAUGAUACCAACGCAGUAGGAUACCCGAACUCUUUGAAAGUUACCCAUAAGUGUUACAUCUUGAUGAACGACAGUGUCCACUGUGAGAGAGAAAUCUACCAGUCCUCCAGAGCCUGGAAGGAUCACAAGAGCUACGUGGACCAGGAGAUCGAAGCACUUCAAGACAAAAUCAAAAACCUUCGAGAAGUAAGAGGCCACUUGAAGAGGACGCGACCAGAUGAGUGUGACUGUGGAAAGAAGAGCUAUUUUAGCAAAGGACACAGAAACAAGGGAGAGAGAUUGAAGAACAGGAAUGAUCAGCUCCAUCCAUUUAAGGAGGCUGCGCAGGAAAUAGACGGAAAGACCCAGCUGUACAACGAGAUCAGGAGGAGGAAGAAGGAGAGGAAGGAGAAGAAGCGACAGAGGAAGGGAGACGACUGCAGCCUGCCGGGCCUCACUUGCUUCACACAUAACAAUGACCACUGGCAGACUGCUCCCUUCUGGACACUGGGUGGAUUCUGUGCGUGCACCAGCUCCAAUAACAACACCUACUGGUGUCUGAGAACCAUCAACGAGACCCACAACACGCUCUUCUGUGAGUUUUCCACCGGCUUCCUGGAGUACUUUGACCUCAACAGUGACCCCUAUCAGCUGACCAAUGCAGUGUACGCAGUAGACCGGGAGGUACUAAACGCACUCCAUGCUCAACUCAUGGAGAUGAGGAGUUGUCAAGGGUACAAGCAGUGUAACCCGCGUCCUAAAGGCUUGGAUACAGCACACAGCCAAUAUGGGAAGGACGACAGGGUUAAACUGCCCAACCUGACAGAUGAGGAGGUGAACUGGCAGGAACUGGAGGAUUUGUAUAGCAUAAACGAAAGCCUGUAUGAAUGUAGGCCUGACUACAGCCCCAGCCCAGACAACUGGGCCAACUUCCAGAAGGAUGUAGAUAAUAUGAUUGCACUGCGACACGUUUUUACCAAAUUCAACCAAACCCAUAAGCUUGACGACUCCACCCUGCCAGAGCUGGGCUCCGGGGCCGGGGGUGGAGGCCUUGAAGAAGGCAGCGGAGAAGAGUUGGCCUCUGCCAGUGACGUCUGGCCGGGCCUGGCCACAGAGACUCGCCCCACCACCCCCGCCCCCAGCGAAACGCCAUCAGCACCACCCACACCCAGACCCACCCUGGAAAGGAAACUGGAAUCUGUUGUCAACGACCUCCCCGAGAGGCUCGUCAACAGACCCGGGGUGUCUGUUAUGUCAGUGGUGUCGUCAUCAGGUCCGAGUAGAGACAAGGUUAUCUUCCAGAGCGAUGCGUGGGCGCAGCAGCUGGAGGAACUGGAAGGAGGCAUGUUUAGCGGCAACGGACUGACGGAGCUGGAGACCCGACACGACAGCCUCUUGCGUACUCACAACAGCCUGCGAGCCCAGUUAGAACCAGGCCCGAGCCACAGAGAGGCAACCAGACCACAGGGUCUCGGUCUCGGCCUGGACCCUGCAGAAGAAGAGGACAUUUUCCAGGCCCAAGGCUACCUCCCCUUCUCCCCACAGACUCUGAGGCCCAAGGUACAGGCCAGCGCCACCGAGAGCCCCACCACCACACAGACUAGCGCCCCACAGAGUGUCGGGGUGGUACUAGAAGUGCUGCCUCAGUCAGCGCUGCCUCUCACCUUGGACUAUGAGGGCAGCGGCUCCCUGCCUCAACCUUCCAAUCAGACCCUCUGAGGCAGACACGAGCUCUGGCCAGCCAGCCAAUGAGCUUCUCGUCGCCACAGUGACACAGAGACACAGGCGAUUAGGAGACGAGCUCGCCAAGAGCAAUGGCGAGUAAAGCCACCUCAGUCAGUCAGAGUUGUAUAAUGAGUAUUAAAGUUAUUGUUUAUUUUUUUACUGGUGCCUACAAUUAUUAGUAAAACAGUGUUAUGUUUUUUUCUUUUUUUCAAAUAUAUAUUUAGAAAAGAAAAAGCCUUAAUGCAGCUAAACUUAAGUGGUGGAAUUAAAAGUGAUUAAUUCCAUACGGAUAACACCAUUGAUGUUUUUAAUAUAUGUUUUUAUGAAAAACAAGUGCGAGUGGUGAAACCAUCUCAACAUCUGAAUGGGUGAUUAGCAUUAGUUAGGUACGCUCCAGUCUUUGAACAAACCAGAAAUCCUGAACCUGCCCAGUCAUAGGAAACUCCAUCAGAAGGCAAAACAGUCCCCGAAUGCACUUUUUAACUCUUUCACAUUGUGAUCCUCACCCUCCACUGCUUGUGGUUUUGAAAUUUGUGUCCAUUGUGAAAUUAGAUUAUAAUGAAAUGAUUAUACCUAAAAAAAAAAAAAACCUGGAUUAUCACUUCUGAAAAUCAACAUAACAUCCAUGUCGCAGUAAUAUAAAGUUUAGACAAUCACGGGACAGUUUAAAAGCCAGUUUCAAGGACAUUUACAGCUGACAUCUUGGCAUGAAUUACAGAACUGCAGCAAACCUAUAAUUGCUUCACGCAGGUGAGGAAAACUGCCUGGCUCGGGUGUUAAUUUUUGAUGGCGGGGCAUUAUUUAUUGUUCACUAAUUAGCUGCAACACUGCAAAAGUUCCAACUUUGCAGAGUUGCACAUUUAUCACAAUUCACAGCAUUUUGUUUUUAAGUCAUAUUUUCCUCACAAGAAAGUGCUUACACAAUCACCAAGGGGGGUUGGAGAAUGCUCGUUGUGUAAGUUUUAUUUUCAGAAAUGUCACCGAUUCAUUAUGUGCGGUAUGAUAAAAUGCUUUGAUAAUCCAGAGUACAGUGUUGCACAUGGUCAAUUCAUUUCGAAUGUAACCGUAUAGUCCUUGAAAACUGGUUCUAUGACAGCACACUGUGUUCCAGCUUUGUCUGUGACAGUACAUUCAGUAAAGCAAAGUAUUACAAGUCCACAGAAGGCAAAAUUUCUUGUCAAGGUAUCGUCUGGCUAAUAACUGGUUCCGCAAAAACCUCAUCCUUCUCUUUUCUCUUCUUGACGGUGUGUGUAGAACAAGUCUGGUUUCAGGAAAGCCAUGACGCUGUUAAGAAAUAAACCCCUUCAACCUCAAA